AUGUUGACAUUGAGAAAGAAUUUAGCAAAGCCAGCAAAGAACUUGGCGUUCAAGAGACUUUUCAACGCCGCCACGGCGCCACAACCUACGUACCAAACAUCGAUACUUCCAAAUGGUCUCACCGUGGCAAGUGAGUCAAUGCCAGGUACGAAAACCGCAACGGUUGGAGUAUGGAUCAAUGCCGGUUCAAGAGCAGAUAACCCCAAGUCGAGCGGCACAGCACAUUUUCUCGAGCAUCUUGCGUUUAAGGGAACCAAAAGGCGGACACAGCAUAAUCUAGAGCUUGAGAUUGAAAACUUGGGAUCUCAAAUUAAUGCUUACACAUCAAGAGAAAAUACCGUAUACUACACAAAAUGUUUAAGCAAAGACUUGAACCAAAAUGUGGAUAUCCUAAGCGAUCUCUUAACACAAUCUAAAUUGGAGCCGAGAGCAAUCGAAAAUGAAAGACACGUAAUUCUCCAGGAAAGUGAUGAGGUUGAUAAAAUGUACGAUGAAGUUGUUUUUGACCACUUACAUGCGGUCACUUUUAAAAAUCAAGAUUUGGGAAGGACGAUCUUGGGACCACGCGAGUUGAUUAAAACCAUUAACCAAAAGGACUUGAAAGAUUAUAUAACUACAAACUACAAGGGAGACCGAAUGGCUUUGAUUGGCGUUGGCUGUGUUAAUCACGAAGAGUUGGUUGAGUUUGGAAAAAAGUUUUUCGGUCACAUCAAGAAGAGUGAAGUCCCAUUUAAUCAGAGUGGCAAUGAUUUGCCAAGGUUUUAUGGUGAUGAAUUUCGUCUUCAAGACGAUGCCAUGCCAACGACUCACGUAGCUCUUGCAGUUGAAGGUGUCAGUUGGUCCGCACCGGAUUUUUUCGUUGCUUCAGUAGUGAAUGGAAUAAUUGGUUACUGGGAUCGUGCACAUGGCACAGGUUCAAACUCCCCCUCGCCAUUAGCUGUUACUGCAGCGACGGGAGGACCAAACAACACGCCUAUUGCCAACUCAUACAUGGCAUAUACCACUUCAUAUGCUGAUACUGGUUUAUUAGGAGUCUAUUUUACAGCUGAUAAGGACACAAACUUGAAAUUGCUUGUUGAUGCGGUGCAAAAGGAAUGGAGAAGAUUAGCGCUGGGGAAUAUCACAGAUGAAGAGGUUGAAAGUUCUAAAGCUCACUUGAAGGCAUCACUUUUAUUAGCACUAGAUGACUCAACAGCAAUUGCCGAAGAUAUUGGAAGACAAUUGGUUAAUACAGGCUACCGAUUAUCACCAGAAGAAGUGUCUUCUAGAGUGGAAUCAAUAAGCAAAAACGACGUUAUAAAUUGGGCAAACUAUAAAUUGAGAAAUAGACCCAUUGCGUUGGCAGCAGUGGGUAAUGUGUCAACCUUGCCCUCCUUGAAAGAAAUAACCGAGGGCAUCAGAUUCUAG
Lodderomyces elongisporus is the source of this 1407-nucleotide messenger RNA. It is a transcript of the gene MAS1, whose product is annotated as Mas1p. NCBI's taxonomy places the organism in Eukaryota, Fungi, Ascomycota, Pichiomycetes, Serinales, Debaryomycetaceae. Gene Ontology annotation, cellular component: mitochondrion. The record is from RefSeq and is a predicted model, not a curated record. Bases 1 to 1407 code for a protein of 468 amino acids. Gene Ontology annotation, molecular function: metal ion binding; metalloendopeptidase activity. The transcript has a single exon.